Molecule: messenger RNA, 432 nt
Organism: Recurvomyces mirabilis
Lineage: Eukaryota; Fungi; Ascomycota; Dothideomycetes; Mycosphaerellales; Teratosphaeriaceae
Exons: 2
Coding region: 1-432 (143 amino acids)
Source: RefSeq, a predicted model, not a curated record
AUGUUUCCGGUCGAAAGCCUCCCAGCUGCAUACCUCGAAGAGCGUUCCGCGGCAGACCAAGAGCGCUUCGCCAAACUGCAACAAGAAGCCAUGCAACGAGCACAAGACCAACAGAAAAGAGUGCAACACACGCAGUCGCAGCAACAGCAACAACAACAGCAACAACAACAACAACAGCGCAUCCCCACCCCGCACAAUAUCACCCAACAACUCCUCCAACGCCCACCACUCUCCCGCCCAAACUCUUCCGGCGUACUAGGAAGUAUCUUCCAAGGAUUCGUGAAAGCUGCGUCAGCAUCGCCUAGCCCGUGUCAGUCGACAUGCACUACACCGACUCCCGGACAGGCCAAGCAAAUCACGACGGCCGAGUUGGAUAGGAUUGUCGCCGAGCAGAAGCGCGAUGCGGAUAUUUGCGCCAUGCCCGUGUGGUAG